AUGCGUUUCGCUGUUCUCAUCGCCUUCUUUGCCCUUUUGGCCGUGUCCUACGGUUUCUUGUACGGUGAGUUCCGUUCCUCAAAUACCUUGAAGGCGUUGGUCUUCGUGCUUAGUCUGAUCUGAACGAGCAAGAAGAACUCUGAGCUCUGCUCCGAACAAUGGGUAAUCAUCCGAGCGAAAUGGAACAAGAACAAUUUGAGAGCAAUUUGUGACGAAACUGAAGGAGUUCAAUAGAAUUCCAAGAAACUUCUUCCCUUCAUCUCGCUCUUUCUUUUUUCCUUUUUCCACCCGCCUAAUGCAUCAGUAAUUUGGGGUUAGGGAAAGAAGGAAAAGGGUGAGGGAGGGCUUCAUUAAUACGAGAAGAAGGUCUCCAGAAGGCGCCCGUGAACGAGGAGGAAAUGGCAGCUUUGUAGAUUUAAUUAGACUGGAAUUAUAUCAAGCACAACAUGCCUUCAAAACAACGUAUUUUUUGUUGCAGACACGGACGACUCGUACGUCGUCGCCGGAGAGCUUCCGAAGAGAAGUCUGGAGAACUUCUGGCGGAACAUCCACCUCCAGAUGCCGGGACGCGGAGGACAGAAGAGAACAGAGAGCCUGAGCCGGGCCAGCGCCAACGCCUACUACCGACUCGGAUAG
This is a messenger RNA of Caenorhabditis sp. 36 PRJEB53466, 636 nucleotides long. Lineage: Eukaryota; Metazoa; Nematoda; Chromadorea; Rhabditida; Rhabditidae. The record is from the annotation of a GenBank genome assembly.